This is a messenger RNA of Osmia lignaria (orchard mason bee), 2752 nucleotides long. NCBI's taxonomy places the organism in Eukaryota, Metazoa, Arthropoda, Insecta, Hymenoptera, Megachilidae. The record is from RefSeq and is a predicted model, not a curated record.
AUUAAUUAUACAAGCUUACAAGUUGGAUACUAUCCAUUGAUUAGAGUCGAACGCCCGUCCUUAGUCUUAACGGCGACAACCGCGGGAAGCAUGUCGCGUAAAAACCGCGUUGCCCCUGUCUGGUAGUGCUUCCUGUUUCCUUAAAAGACAUCGAAUGACAUUUGAUGAGAAAAGGCAAUCGCUCUGAGAACAAUCUAGAACCAAUUGAAUAUCGCACAGUGAUUUUCGACUCACGUGGCAUUCAGGCCGUAUUUAUGUUGGCCCUUAACCAAGAUCGCACCUUAUCCGGUGCUUGAUCUAAUGAAUAGGCUAAAAAUAUUAACCGUCAUUCCUCGAUUUUAAACUUUAGGGUUUCAGACAAAAUUAGCCUUUCGACAUGACGAUGAACGUGUAAAGUGUUACUUUACGAGCGGUGUAGAACGUUAUAAAAAUAAAAUGAAAAUUGUCCAAGUUUCACCGUGCUUAACAAUAUUUAAGGCCUGAGAGCGAAGGGGUUUCUCGGAUAAAUCGGCAACUGAGCUCGCGGAGAUUGGUCGCAUGCAUUCGAAGGGGGUGCGUUCCCUCUGGCAGUGAAAAGGAUCGAUUCGGUUUCCCUGGUAACGACACCGUCAGAGAGGUCAGAACCACGGAUGGUGGUGGACGAGUACGAAAGCGAUGCAGUAACGACACCGUCGUCGCCGACGUCACAGCUGAGAUAUCUGCUCCGGAAGCUACCGUUUUGUCCCGCGUGCGCUUCGAACAUUCCUUACGGCCGUUCAGACUGCACGACGUCGCUUCGAAACGGGAAGCAUCAUGCGGAGGUAUCAGACCCUCCGCCCCAAUGCAGCAAUAACGUGGACUCGUUCGAUCAGCGGAACUCCGAGCAAGGAAGGAUGCAGGCUCAGGAGACGCCGAAGAUUCGACUGUUGCGACGAUGGAGCGACAUGCCACAGCACCUUCAGUUCAACCCUCACAUCCGGUCCGGGUACAGACCGCUCAUGACCGUUCGCCAAUGCCUUGGGAGUCUGUUCUACAUCCACAAUGAGACGAUUAAUAUCAUAACACAUGGCAUAAUCACCUCUGCGGAGGUGUUCGAAGGCAAUAAAAAAGCUAAAGCUAUAGCUAUUGUGAUUCAAUUAAGUAGAAAACUGGAUUACCCUUCAGUUACGCGAUUUCAAGGAUUUGCGAUCUUGUACAUGCUACUGACGAUACCGCAACUUCUUCCAUGGAGUACCCAAAGUAUCUUCCUAGGAAUCUUAUCUUGGUGCCACUUGAUCGGUGCCGUUAGUCCGUGGGUUGGUUCCUUUAUUUAUCACCUCUUCAUGAAUUUGAAUUACGACGCUAUCUUCUACAGAACGUUAUUGAAAUUAGACAUGAUUGGCAUAUGGCUGUGCCAAAGUUUCGGAGCUAUACCCAUGAUGGCCGCGACAGUUCACUGUUUACCCAAUGGCUACUGGUACUGCUGUAUGUUCAUCUACUGCUUCCUUAACAUUUGGGGGCUUCUGAAGGCGAUGAUCGCACGGUCUCCCUGGGAGAGAAGAUUAUGCUUUGCACCUCCUUUCCUCAUGAGGAUGUUGAUAAUGAUCCUACGGUGUUUCGAUAUCGGUGGCGGGUCUCCAGAUGCUUUACUUCACAUCGUAUUACAGGAUCUCAUAGCCGUGGUAGGAGCAAUUAUUGGGGCCAUGCGUAUCCCUGAAAAAUGGAUUCCAGGCAAAUUAGAUCUGGCGUUGAAUUCUCAUAAUUUGAUGCACGUGCUGGUCGUUCUGGCUGUGUGCUCGAUGCAUGCAGCGACUUUGCAAGAUCUUGCUUGGAUAUCUGACCCGUCUACGUGCAACGGAACGAGUCUCGUCGAGUUGAAGCACGAUGAACUGUGAUUGAAUAUUGUUCUUUGAAGUCUGUGAUAAAUCGAGCCUACGAGAACUGACGUUUAUUUAUGUAGAUACAUUUCAUAAUUGACUAGAUAAAUCUUUAAGAGCAGCUGUACAGAAAUGAAAGAAACAUAUACUAAAAUUUCAUAUGAUAAGGAAAAGAAGUAUCUUUAAACAGUUCGAGUACAAUUGCCAGUACAAAAAUGAUUUUAUCGUAUCCAAUAAUUAAAAAUGAUUGGAUGAACCAAUGUGUAUUUUAAGCAUCGUUUGAAUUAAAUCGUAGAAGGAUAAAUUGAUUGAAACGAAAUAAGCACAUCAAAAAUACGUUUAUUGUGAUUAUUAUAAGAAUUUAAUACCCACAGCAAAGUACAAGACAUGUUCCCGAGCAUUCGUACCUUUGACUCAUAAUGUCAAUGCUAUUCGCCAUUUUUAACAAAUAAAACUGUUCCAAAAUAUUAGAAUUGGUUAAUUCCAUAAACAGUGGUACAUAAAUGGCCCAUUUACAUUUAAAAAUUAUAGGCAUAGACCGGCUUCUUCAAUAAGUUUCAUAAUUCAGAAAAUAAAGAAUAUAUAUGUAUCGAGGUAAUAUAUCUUAAUUUUCGUUUCUUCCAUAUGCUUUGACUGAAUGUAUACGUUUCCAAGUAAGGUUCUAUGCAAAACUGAGCCGCAAGAAAUAUAAUGUAACAAAUAUAUUUUAACUUAAAUAAAAAUAAUUGAUAGAUAACACCUGCAAGGUGAAUAUAUUUUUGGUGUAAUGUUUAGCGUAUAUGUUCUUGCGGUUCCGAAACUGCUUACUCUAGGUAGCAUAUAGUUUCAUCAAAAUCAUGAAUAAAUCUGUUAUACUGUAAUGAUCGAUCUCUAAAUUUCUGUUAAACAAAUGGUAAAUAAUAAACAUAAAUAAAAAA